GCCCGCUAGCCUAUCCUUUUCACGUGCCUUUCAAGUCCAGCCUUCUGAUUGGUUCGAAAGACAAUCGUUUCCCUCCCACUGCGCCCGCCCCUUCCCCUGAGGCUCCCUCAAGCUCCAACUAGCCCGAUUUGUGAGUCAAUAAGGCAACGUGCUGGGAGAGUGCAGUCAGCAAGUUGGGAGGUGCAAACUCUCUUCCCACCUCCUGUACAACGAUCAAGACAGACACGACGACGACAAUCCUGCUGGUGGCCGGACAGAAAAAUGGAGAUACUUUUAAUGUCCUUGGCCAUAAUCCUGGGGUGCACUGUCUUUUAUUUAUUUCAUCAGCAAAGGAAUCUGCACAGACCCCCUUGCAUAAGUGGCUGGAUUCCUUGGAUUGGAGCUGGGUUCAGGUUUGGAAAAGCUCCUCUGGAAUUUAUAGAGCAAGCAAGAAUCAAGCAUGGACCAGUAUUUACAGUUUUUGCUCUGGGUAAGCGGCUUACAUUUGUAACUGAGGAAGAGGGUUUUGAUGUAUUUUUCAAGUCAAAAGAAAUAAAUUUUGAACAUGCAGUGGAAGACCAUAUCUAUCGAACAGUAUCAGUUCCAAAGAGCAUCUUUUUAACAUCCCAUGGUCUAUUAUAUGGCGUGAUGAAAAACAAAAUGAAGAUUUCCAAUCUAUGUCAGUUUAGUGAAAAGCUGGUAGAAGGAUUACAUGAACAACUGGAAAGUUUGGGCACUGAUGGAAGCAAAGAUCUCUACAACUUAGUAAGGCAUGCCCUGUAUCCUGUCACGGUGAAUACUAUUUUUGGCAAAGGCUUAUAUCCAACAACCCAGGAGAAUAUUCAAGAAUUCCUCAAACAUUUUCAGAUUUAUGAUGAUGGUUUUCAAAAUGGCGGUCAGAUACCAGAAUGUUUUUUAAGAAACUGGUCAAAAUCCAAAAUGUGGCUUCUAAAUCUAUUAGAAAAAAGCAUUCCUGAUCUGGAGAAGAAUGAAACUUUAGAUGAUCUGACAGUGAUGCAGCUGAUUGCCAACACCUUAAGGCCCAGAGCAAAGCAAGAUAAGGUUCCCAAUUAUGCUGUAUUAAUGCUUUGGGCUUCUCUGUCUAAUGCUACUCCUGUGGCAUAUUGGACAAUUGUUUAUGUUCUUUAUAAUCCUUCUGUUUACGAGAAUAUUAUGGAAGGCAUAUCUUCUGUGUUUGGUGAAGCAGGUAAAAAGAAAAUUGAAAUUUCUGAAAAUGACCUGAAAAAAGUCCCACUAAUUAAACGGUGUGUUUUAGAAACUAUUCGCUUGGUUGCCCCUGGUAUGAUCACAAGAAAAGUGAUUGAGCCCGUGAAGAUUUUGAAUUAUACCGUUCCUUCUGGUGACAUGUUAAUGAUGUCUCCUUUUUGGAUCCAUAGAAAUCCAAAAUAUUUUCCAGAACCUGAAUUGUUCAAACCUGAACGUUGGGAAAAGGCAAAUUUAGAGAAGAAUGCUUUCUUGGACGGGUUUGUGGCAUUUGGAGGAGGGAAGUACCCAUGUCCAGGAAGGUGGUUUGCUCUACUGGAGAUAGAAAUCUGUGUUGCCUUAGUAUUUUAUAAGUAUCAAUUUAAUCUGCUAGAUCCUUUUCCAAAACAGAAUUUCAACCAGUUACUGGGUGUCCAGAGGCCAUCGACACCAUGCCGGGUGGAAUAUAAAUGUAGAAAGUAAAAACUAAUUUAUCUAAAAACUGGAUCAGUACCUAAGCAGCCAGAUUCCUGAGGUGUCCUAAAGCCUAUGUUGCUGUACUCACUAAGCUAAUGUACUACAUAUCAGGGUAUUUUAAUUAACUAUGUGUAACAAGGUGAAUUUUUUGUUUUUAUCAAUAAUUAAAUCUAAUUAAUUAUUCACCAAAUUAUUAUUAGUUGAAUUGUAUCUUAGCAAUGGACGAAGUCAAUAUAAAUGUAGUACUAGUUUGACAGAACUGGAAGUGUUUUAGUGAAAAUAUUAAAAAACAACUUCUAAAAGCAGCUUUUUUAUGUA
Messenger RNA from Phascolarctos cinereus (koala), 1977 nucleotides. It is a transcript of the gene CYP39A1, whose product is annotated as cytochrome P450 family 39 subfamily A member 1. Gene Ontology annotation, molecular function: iron ion binding; oxysterol 7-alpha-hydroxylase activity; heme binding. The record is from RefSeq and is a predicted model, not a curated record. Gene Ontology annotation, biological process: bile acid biosynthetic process; cholesterol homeostasis. NCBI's taxonomy places the organism in Eukaryota, Metazoa, Chordata, Mammalia, Diprotodontia, Phascolarctidae.